Molecule: messenger RNA, 1062 nt
Organism: Debaryomyces hansenii CBS767
Lineage: Eukaryota; Fungi; Ascomycota; Pichiomycetes; Serinales; Debaryomycetaceae
Gene: SRP40
Product: Srp40p
Exons: 1
Coding region: 1-1062 (353 amino acids)
Cellular component (GO): nucleolus; nucleoplasm
Source: RefSeq, a predicted model, not a curated record
AUGGCUAGCAGAGAACUCGCGUUAUCGUUAAUCUCCAAUUAUUUACAAAAGGAUGCAGAAUUGGCUAAAGUUUCCAAGGCAUUGGCCAAAGAGGUUACGAAACAAUCUAUUGAUUUACCAACUACCGAACUUAAUUUAGAAGACCUAAUAGUUCAGGCCGGAGAAACCAAGGAAGAAAGUAGCAGUGCAUCAUCUUCUGACAGCGACUCCAGCUCCUCGUCUUCAGAUAGUGACUCAGACUCAUCAUCAGACGAAGACGAGUCAUCCAAAGAGGGUGCAACUAACACCGAGAGUGCUCCAAUAGCGUCUGGCAAAUCAGACAGCGAUAGUUCGGACAAUGAUAGUUCUGAUAGUAACAGCUCGGACAGUGACAACUCGGACAAUGACAGCUCGGGCAGUGAUAGCUCAGAUAGUGAUAGCUCAGAUAGUGAUAGCUCAGACUCAGACUCAAACUCAAAAUCUAAAUCAGACUCAGAUAGUUCAGACUCAGACUCAGACUCAGAUAGUUCAGACUCAGACCCAGACUCAGACUCAGACUCAGACUCAGACUCAGACUCAGACUCAGACUCAGACUCAGACUCAGACUCAAAAUCAAAAUCAAAAUCAAAAUCAGACAGCUCAGACAGUUCAGACAGUUCAGACAGCUCAGACUCAGACUCAGACUCAGAAUCGGAUCUUAAAUCAUCUAAGAAGAGAUCAUCUGACGAAAAAGGACAUUCACAUAAGAAGCAAAAGCUCGAAACUUCGUCGUCUCAAACCGAAUCCUUCUCCCCCUCCCCAGUGUCUGAUGAAAUUAUAAGUGCUUCCCAGGAACCUGAAUUGAAACAGGGCCAAAGAAACCAUUUUUCCAGAAUUGACCGUAGUAAGAUUUCUUUCGAAGAUAGAACUUUAGCCGAUAACACUUACAAAGGUGCAGCAGGAAGUUGGGGUGAAAUUGCCAAUGAAAAGUUAUUACAAGUCAGGGGUAAGGACUUCACCAAAAAUAAAAAUAAGAUGAAGAAGGGCUCAUACAAAGGUGGCUCAAUAACCUUUGCAUCUGGUUCCUACAAAUUCACCGAUUGA